AUGUUUGAGAGCAAGACUGAGAUACUGGGAGUAGGUGGAGAAGGUGUGGUAGACAGAAACGACAAGGGCCGGUGGGAAGAGGGAGGAUCACCUGUGGACCUGCUGCGACCCUCUGCUCGUCAACUUCUGAUCUGCCGCCUCCCGCUGGGACCUCCGCCCUCCUCCUUCGCCGGCACCAGUACCAUGGAUAGCUCCGGGAUGCUCCGCGGACUGCUGCUCGCCGGCCUGCUGUCCGUCCUGUGUCACGGCCAGGCAUCACGGGAAGUCUCCGCCGAAGAUUUUGGAGAGGAGAAACAAGAGGCAGCAGCAGACAGAGACCUGCUAGAGGCACUGGAUGUUCUGCUGGGCAGAAUACAUAAUCAAGUCUCCUCCCCUGAGAAAAGAGGAAGCAUCCCACUGUGCGGGUUGGGGAACCGGUGUGCCAUGAAGUACGGGCCUCGCAUUGGGAAGCUCUGUGACUGUGGAAGAGCCAACUGCAACUCGUACCUCCUAAAGUGCAUCUGAGGGCUUUUCUUUUGUUUCUCAUUUCUGCAGACCAAAACAUAUUCUUCAGCACAGCUUUCAUAAACCAGCGCAAGCCUAUCUCUCAACUAUUCCACACCUAAUGUCCUCAUUUAUAUUCAUAGAUGUUGUUUAGACAGUUGUUGCCUGAGGAUAAGCAUGGAUUUUGUGUUGCUGACAGUCCUGAAUAUGUUGUGUAGUAUGUAAAUGUUUCAUC
Molecule: messenger RNA, 718 nt
Organism: Archocentrus centrarchus (flier cichlid)
Lineage: Eukaryota; Metazoa; Chordata; Actinopteri; Cichliformes; Cichlidae
Gene: cartl
Product: cocaine- and amphetamine-regulated transcript-like
Exons: 4
Coding region: 1-504 (167 amino acids)
Biological process (GO): positive regulation of MAPK cascade; adult feeding behavior; G protein-coupled receptor signaling pathway
Molecular function (GO): neuropeptide hormone activity
Source: RefSeq, a predicted model, not a curated record